AAUGAAUUAUUCGAAUUAUGCUUAAUAUAGCAAUUCCUAAGAUCUCAUUAUUAAUACUUAAUAGAAAAAUUGUUAAUCAUUAGAAAAUAAAGACCAAAUUUCUGUUUAAAAAAACAAUGAAUAGCCAAUUUAUUAAAACCAUAUGGUAUAGCCAGUUAAUUAUCCUUGUUUAAGUUAUGAGAAUGAAUCUGUUUGUGGAGAUUAAUAAGAGCCAAAUCAUAUUAUACAUAAUGAAUAUUUAUAAUAAUAAUAGUAAUUGUAAGUUGCUUAAGAAUAAAAACCAUAUUAGUAAAUUAAAGUUGAUGAUAAUUAAACUUAAAACAUAUACACUGAUUAAUAGAUAGCCACUCCUUUCAUUUAAACUGAAAAUGUGAAUAAUGAAGAUAAGUUGAAUGAAAAAUGCCGAAGAGAUUUAAUAUCUAAAAUAAAUUGUUUCUGGAUAAUUUAAGAAAUUAUAUAAAUCAUUUUAUGUAUAAUCAAUAUGGCAAGUUACUCAUAUGAUAGUAUUUUUUUUGAUUAUUCUGCUGUGGAAUAUAGAUUAACUUUUUAUGUAUUCCUGAUUCUCACGUUUGGAUAUAUGAUUGUUAUUAGAUUCACUAAACGUUUAUGGGAUGUAAUUAAUUUAUAAUAAUAUUUUAGAAAUAAGGAUAUUAAGGAAUAAUUUACAUUAUUUACGCUAUUUUAUAUUCUUUUUUUAUUAGUGGUAUUGUUUCAUCAAGCCACAUAAGUUACAAUUAUGAAAAAAUCUACUUUUUGAUUGGAUUUCUUUAUUUUAUUGGAACAAUUGGAAUUUUGAUAAUGCUUAUUCAAUUUUAAGUUUAAAUUAAAUAUUUUAAAGAAGAAGAAAUGAAUUUAAAAGGUAAUAUUUUAACUAAUUUUAGAAUUCUUAAGAGGAAUUAUGGCUGGCCCACUUGGGGUUCUUUUUGUGAUUUCAGCCUUAUUUGGUAUUGAUUCAUUCACAAUAUUGCUGUUUUAUGAAAUAGUUUGGUCCUUUUUCUUCACACUCUUUUAUAUAUAUAGUUUGUUAUAAAUUUAUAGAGGAAAAGUACAAUUAAAUUAUGAUUUAUUUAGUUCAAGUUAAGAAAAGAUUAAUAUUUUGUUGGAGUAGUACUGACGUAUAUAAAUAUGUUAAUACCAUUUGUUCAUUGA
Paramecium sonneborni is the source of this 1149-nucleotide messenger RNA. The record is from the annotation of a GenBank genome assembly. Lineage: Eukaryota; Ciliophora; Oligohymenophorea; Peniculida; Parameciidae.